This is a messenger RNA of Arabis nemorensis, 636 nucleotides long. Lineage: Eukaryota; Viridiplantae; Streptophyta; Magnoliopsida; Brassicales; Brassicaceae. The record is from the annotation of a GenBank genome assembly.
AUGCAAAAUCGGAAUACCAAAAGCCGAAANAACCAUAAAAGUCCUCAUUUAUGUGGAAGAAGAAGUUUUGCAAGGCAAAGACGUAACAUUAAAAUUCGCACUGGUAAAANACCAUCUCGAGCGGAAUUGUUCAUUGAAACUCGCAAGAAAAGUAAUGGAAAUUUUGUAUCUGAUGAAGCUAAAAAGCAUGCGGAUGAGNUUACACUUUUGUUGGCCCAAAAUCCACNGACGCAAGUGUCAGGAAAUGUCACAGCUUGUUUGGGUGAUGAAUAUUCUCGGGUAUUUGGGCCNGAGCGUUCUGGAAGAGUGCGUUGUGUUGGUCGUGGACCGACGCCUUNNAAAUUANUGAAACGUUCUGUUGCAAUAAGAUCUGAGGCUGCANAUGCUGAAGUUGCUGAGAUGAGAACAAAGAUAACGACAUUGUCUGAUCAAGUCGAAAGUUUGACAAGAAUUAUACAGAAGCUGCUUCCUACUAAUGUUGGUGAUCGGGUGUCUCAAUGGGCAGCUUAUGCAAAUCUGCUGAGCACGCAAAACUUCUCUUUAUCGCAAGACUUUUCCUUGAAGUCACUGAAGAAUAGGGACGACAUUUGGUUUGUUUGGAUUACCAGGAAGUUAGUGAAGACAGGAAGUCAGUGA